UACAAAAACACUAGUGGAUCGAGGAAGUCACUCCGGUUUGGACUGUAGCCUACUGUGGACUUUUCAUAAUUUUCGUCAACCAAACCUUUCAAUUGAAGUUGAAAGUCGGAGUUAAAGAACACUUUUCGGACCACAUCCAACACAAUAACGGAAACGUGCAUGCCGUGCUUCCGCGGCUCGGGCCAGUCCAGACUCGCUUGCCCACACGAGUGACGGGCGGGGGAGGGAGGGAGGGAGGGGUGGAUGGUCUCCGCGAUGAAGAGGAAAAAGCACAGUGGAGAGGAGACAGAGGUCCCCAGACAAGAUUGUGACACCUCCGCAUCAUCACACUCUCCAUGCCGAGACAACCGCGCGUCUGAAGAUAGGGGAGGAUGGAGCGCGGAGGAAAGAUAGAAGAGCAGAAGAUUCAGGAGGAGGAGGAAGAGGAAGACGAGGAAGACAGGUGGUGUGGAGGAACAAACGGCAGAAGCAAAGGAACAAGGAACCAGGAAGAGAGAAAAGACGGGAGAGAGGAUCAGGCCCCAGUAGGAGUCAUGACCAUCCAGUUCCCCAACGGAGAGGAACUCCCCAUGGUGGAUGGCCUGGACGGAGUGGGGGUCAACACAGACACGCCAGGAGGGACUGGGAGGACGCAGGAUCAUCAUCUGGAGAAACCCAUGAAUCACCUGACUCUGGGAGAGAGAGAUGGUGCGGUUGCCACGGAAAACGGACGCGAUACGCCAGAGGACGUGGAUGGUAUUGGUGCCCUGUCCCUCUCGCGUCCACCCUCAGACACCUGGGCCCCAUCCAUCUCUGAAACACCACUCUCCUCCACCUCCCCAAACCUUAUCCCUACUUUCUCUCUCUCCUCCUCCUCCCCCUCGUCUCUAUCCACCUCCGUCGCUGUCCCCCCCCCUCUCCCCCCACUUCCUGAGGGUACGGAUGUGGGUGUGCUGCUGGCUGGGGGGCACCUGACACUGGACGUGUUUAAGGGGGGAGCGGCCGCACUGCCCAGCCUGUGGGACACUCAGCGGGAGCAGCUCAGGGAGGUGCAGUACCUCCGACUGGGCUCCGAGGACCAGGGGGCGCUAGAGAGUGCAGUGGUCGUGCUGCCCAAUCUCACAGGGCUACGCUCUCUGGCCAUCAGAGGUCAUCGUUUCCAUGACGCCCAGGGCGCGCCCAUCCCUGGCCUUCUCUCGACCCUCCCCUCGCCCGUCUCCUCCCUCUCUCUCCUCGUCCACCUGGACCUGUCCUUCAAUCAGCUCCCGUCCCUGCCGCUGUGCGUGCUGUCUCUGCCGGUGCUGGCGGAGCUGGUACUAAGCUACAACCGGAUCUCCAGCCUGCCGGGGGAGCUUGUGGCGCUGGCGUCCCUGCGUAGGCUGCUCCUGCUGGGCAACCGGCUCCGCGCGCUGCCCCCCACGCUGGGCAGGCUCCAGGGGCUGCGCACGCUGGACGUGUCGGCCAAUCAGCUACAGGCGCUGCCCGAUGAGCUGGGUCAGAUGAGCGGCCUGACAACGCUGGAGCUGUCGCAGAACCACCUCAAGGAGCUGCCUACGACCCUGGGUUCUCUGUCGUCUCUCCGGGAGCUGGUUCUCCAUAGCAACGACUUGCGGAGUAUUCCGGAAUGUGUGCAUGCCCUCCCUCACCUCUCACCGACCAUGAACAACCCCACACAGCCCACAUCUCCCCCAACCCUCCAGUCCUCACGAGAUCCUGAAGACACUGCAAUACCAGAGCUGCACUUAGGAAUAAACCAGCACAGAUUUACUGUGACCACAGAUGGAUGUCACGUUUUCAUCCCUGGAGGGGCGGAGCUCCUGUUUCCACGGCAAUGUGUGGCAUCUGUCACUAGGCUGAAGUGGGUGGAGCAUAAACUGGACAGGAAGUGGGUGUGGUUAGAAGAGCAUGACUUCCUAAUGAGUCGCCCACUAGAGCUCCUCCCUCAUGGCGUCUCUUUUGAGAAGCCGGUGGAGGUGUGUGUUCCGUAUCGGCGGGUGCGCCGAAGAGAGGUGGUGGUCCGCAGGUUUGACGGGCAGCAGUGGAGCACACUCCCCACUCUCACCAGGAGGGGGAGCCAGAGACACAGCAGCCAGCCAAGGGGACGCCCAGCAAGGUUGGCCUGCUGUAAUGUGAGGGAGUUCUCUUGGUUUGUUGCCGUGGCGAGGCUGGUGAGUGACAGUUGCUCUGUUUCACCAGAGGGGGCGCUACUGGUGUCCCGUGUCGAUCCUGGCAUCAAGCUCAGGUUUCCUCCAGAGGCCACCACACAGACACGCACAGUCACACUGCAGGUCCUGCAGGUGGUGUUGUCUGAGGUGAGGGAGUUGAGUGGAGACCCUGAUGCUCGGGCCUCCCCCCUCCUGCGUCUCUCCCAGACUCCCAGCAUGCCUUUCCUCCAGCCAAUCAGGGUGCAGAUCCCCCUUCCACCUGGCCUCACUGGUCACAUGGUGGACAUGUCAAAGCUGCACCUGUUGCACAGAGACUCAGCUUCACACUCCUGGAGUGACAUCACAACACAGGUGUCCCUACAGAUCACACACCUGUAUGCCAUCUUCACCAUCACACACUUCUCCUGGUACUGGCUGUGGUACUCUACCCAGAAGUGCAUCAGUGGAGUGGUGCGUAAAGUGUAUCACAGGUUGAAGCAGUUCCGCGUGCAGUUUCUGGCUCAGCAGAAGAAGAGUGAUCCUCUUCAGGUGCUGCUACAGUGCCUUCCAGCCUGCAAGGUUGAGAGCAGACUGCAGUCUCUGUGUGAGGUGUAUGAUGGUCCCCAACCCUCUGAUGUGUGUGACCUGCUGGAAGGGGAGCAGUUUUUCGCAGGUUUUGAGAGAGGCAUCGACGUCAACGCAGAUCGGCCAGACUGCGUGGAGGGCCGCCUGGCCUUUGUGUUCUACUCCCACCUGAAGAACCUGAAGGAGGUGUUCAUCUGCCCCAGCACGGGGCUAGAGGGGCCCAUCAGGGGACAGGUGUCGUUCUAUAGAGGCGAGGUGCCCAGCGAUCUGCCUGUGGAGGUACUGAAGAAGAGGAAAGGUCAUGACAGCCAGUGGAUGGCCACACUGCCCAUCAGGCUUCCGGCUCCAGGGUUCGAGGGUGGCAGCAGCAGUGUGUUUGCGGAGCGGGAGUAUCCGCCGCUGAACCUGGGUGACCCGGAGAGCGGCUACCUGACGGAGACCAACCUACUGGGCAUCUCGCUCCGCAUUGGGCAAGACUGGCGUAACAUUGGCAUGAACCUGGGCAUCAGCUACCAUGAGCUGGACCGCAUGCAGUACAAACACAGGCUUGACCUUGGCUCCCUGGUUCUGGAGAUGCUCUUCCACUGGGCUCGUGCCCAGCAGGGCGAGGGGGCGGUGCCUCGGCUGAUUGAUGCCAUGCUGGACAGCGGGAGGCGGGACUUAGCGGAGGAAGUGGAGGAGAUCGUGAGCGUGGGCAAGAGGAAGUACCAGGCCUCUCUGAAGAGGGUGGGGCUUCAAGAGGAAGUGCCCAGCACUGGCGAAACACAGCCCUCUACAUGACGCAGGAAGAGGAGGAAGAGGAGUAGUGGACUCUCCUGUCGUCUCUCUUCCCCCUCUGGCAUCCUCUCCCUCUCCUCUUUUCCUCUCUCCUCCCCCUCUCCUCUCAUCUCUCCUCCCUC
Alosa alosa (allis shad) is the source of this 3607-nucleotide messenger RNA. It is a transcript of the gene pidd1, whose product is annotated as p53-induced death domain protein 1. Gene Ontology annotation, biological process: signal transduction; apoptotic process; DNA damage response. Gene Ontology annotation, molecular function: protein binding. Lineage: Eukaryota; Metazoa; Chordata; Actinopteri; Clupeiformes; Clupeidae. The record is from RefSeq and is a predicted model, not a curated record.